AUGGGCCGGGGUGAGGGCAGAGGCCUUCGCCGCCCCAAAGAAAAGGCGAAGGCCAAGGCGAAGGCCAAGAUGGCCCCGGCGCCUCCGGAUCCAAUGGAGGAGGCGGGAUCGGAUUCUCCGGCGCAAGAGGACAAGGAGGAGGAGGAGCAGGAGGAGGAGGAGGAGGCGGCGCCCGAGGCGUCGCAUGGUGGAGGGGACGACGCCGAUGUGGCAGAUGCCAAGGAGGCGCCUCUGCGGCGCUUCGAGGUUCUCGGCUUCCCUCACCUCGGCCUCAACCUGAAGCUGCGCCAGGUUUACGAGGAGUCGGAGCUGCGGCGAAAGUGUGGCAGCGAUCAGGCGAAGCUUCGACGCCUGGAAAUCGCGCUGAAGAAGCCCGACCUCUUCAAAGAAGUGCGAGCCGCUGGCGCUGCACCUCCUGCCGCGAAGCCGGCGAAGGCCAAAGCAGGCACGAAACGGAAGGCUCCUGCUGAUUCUUCGGCUGAGCCCAAGGAGAGAUCUGGGCGCUGGCAUGGGGCUUUAGGCCUCGGCCCCGCGGUCGGUGCGCAAGCGGCCAGCUUUGGCCGCCCCUCCACCCGAGGAAGCUCCAGCCGCCGAGUCUCCCGAGCCGGAGGCCUCGGUGGAAGACAGCGAGAAGGCGGCUGA
This is a messenger RNA of Symbiodinium necroappetens, 642 nucleotides long. NCBI's taxonomy places the organism in Eukaryota, Dinophyceae, Suessiales, Symbiodiniaceae. The record is from the annotation of a GenBank genome assembly.